CCGAGCUGGGGCGGGGCGCAGAGGUGCCUUCGCUGCUGCCACCGCCGGGAGCUACUCGGGAGUGUACGAGGCUCUGGAAAAACCAAGGUCCCCAGCUAGGAGCGUUUACCUGCGAGCCACGACCGGGCAGCCACCAUGGCGCUCCUACUGUGCUUCGUGCUUCUGUGCGGGCUUGCGGAUGUGACAAGAGGCUUGAGUAUCACUACUCCUGAGCAGAGUAUCGAGAAAGCUAAAGGGGAAACCGCUUAUCUACCAUGCAAGUUUACACUUGAUCCCCAAGACCAGGGGCCACUGGACAUCGAAUGGCUGCUCUCCCCAUCUGAUAACCAGAAGGUGGAUCAAGUGAUUAUUUUGUAUUCUGGAGACAAAAUUUAUGAUAACUACUAUCCGGAUCUGAAAGGACGAGUACAUUUUACGAGUAAUGAUGUCACGUCUGGUGAUGCGUCUAUAAAUGUAACGAAUCUGCAGUUAUCUGAUAUCGGCACAUAUCAGUGCAAAGUGAAGAAAGCUCCUGGAGUAGCAAAUAAGAAAGUUCUGCUGACAGUUCUUGUUAAGCCUUCAGGUACGAGAUGUUUUGUUGACGGAUCGGAAGAGAUUGGCAAUGACUUCAAACUGAAAUGUGAACCAAAAGAAGGUUCACUUCCAUUGCGCUAUGAAUGGCAGAAAUUGUCAGACUCGCAGAGGAUGCCCACUCCAUGGUUGGCAGAAAUGACUUCACCCGUUAUAUCUGUGAAAAAUGCCAGUUCUGAGUACUCUGGAACAUACAGUUGCACAGUCCAAAACAGAGUGGGCUCUGAUCAAUGUAUGCUGCGCCUGGACGUUGUCCCUCCUUCAAACCGCGCUGGGACAAUCGCGGGAGCUAUCAUAGGAACGCUGCUUGCACUCGUGCUCAUCGGUGCCAUCCUCUUUUGCUGCCACAGGAAACGCAGAGAAGAGAAGUACGAGAAGGAAGUGCAUCACGAUAUCAGGGAAGAUGUGCCGCCUCCGAAGAGUCGGACAUCCACUGCCAGGAGCUAUAUUGGCAGCAACCACUCCUCGCUGGGAUCUAUGUCUCCUUCCAACAUGGAAGGGUAUUCCAAGACUCAGUAUAACCAAGUCCCCAGUGAAGACUUUGAACGAGCUCCUCAGAGUCCUACUCUGGCACCAGCUAAGGUAGCUGCCCCUAAUCUAAGUCGAAUGGGAGCGGUUCCUGUGAUGAUUCCAGCGCAAAGCAAGGAUGGGUCUAUAGUAUAGAAUUCUCCAUCUCUGUUUUCUGUUGUUUUCCAUGGCUCGUUUCUUGUCUUUAUAUAUCAAAACUUAUUCUAGUCUAAAUUUUGCUAACAGCAGCCCCAAAAUGUAUGUACACACACACACACACACACACACACACACACACACACACACACACAAAGUUAAUAAGAAACUAAAAGUAACACGCUCCACAGAUUUUUGUUUUUGUUUUUUUAUAGUGAAAUGGUAAAGACUUAAUAGUAAUGGCACUGAUCAUCUGGAGAAGAUGAGUUUUCUUAACAAGUUUAUUUCAAUGGCAUCUGAAUAGCAAUGCUCAAGAAAGAUAUGGCACUUUGAAUAUGAUGUCCUAGGUGAAGAAAUUUGUGAAUUUACACACAUACCAAAAUGAUACUUGAGUCAUCAGAAAAUGGUACUUUGUAGUUUUGGCCAUUAUUUUUAGGAUGUCUAUCUGUCUAGUUAUGAACAACAGUAUCCCUCAAAUUUAGGAAACAUCCAUGGAAAAUUGACUUGCCGUUUGAAUUUGUUUUUAUAAAUCUCUCAGAGAAUUCUAAGUGUAUUUGGGAUAUCUCUAAGAGUAGGAGACACUACAGUGUUUUAGAAAUGAGUAGUUUCAUUUCUAAGUCAUUCAUAAACAUUAUGAGAUGAUUUCUUUCUUUCUUUUUUGUGUUUUGUUUUGAGAUAGGGUCUUAGUAUGUAGCUUAGACUGGCCUGGAAUCAUGAUCCUUCUGCUUUAGCUUCCUGAAUGCUGGGAUUCCAAGUCUGGCUGUAGAACAGUUUCUUAAGUAUUUCACUGAGAGACUGCAGAGGCAACAGGAAGUAGUAACCUUUAUGUGGUAUGGAAAAGAAGCAAAUUUGAGAUUCGGCAGAAGCAUUUGCUUCUCCAUACAGAGAUGAAACCCUUGGGUGUGUAUGUCCAGUGCCCCAGGGCGUGUGGGUGAAACCCUUGAUUAUGUCCUGGGCCUCGGGGCCUGUGGGUGAAACCCUUGAUUAUGUCCUGGGCCUCGGGGCCUGUAGGUGAAACCUUUGUGUCCAGUGCCCCGGGGCCUGUGGAUUUCUGCAAAACUCUGUCCAGACAGAUGAGGAUGCAGGGUUUGUCAGUCCACAACUAAACACUGACCUUCCAUGUUAGGUGAUCUUUUUGCAAUUAAGAAAGUAAGGAAAGACAACAAAAAAAGUCAAUUUAUCAUCUGGCAAUUAUAAAUAAGAAUUCUCAAAUUAUUUUUAAAUUUGUAUUUUUGUUUUGUGGCCGACUGUACUAUAUGUCUUAUGUUGUAGAAACAUGGAAUCUAUCUAGACUUUCUGUCUAGAGUACAGUUCCUGGAGGUUAUUUUCCUCCAAGACUCAGUGAACAAAUACACUUGAGGCAAGUUAAGUGUCUUCUACCAGCCCUAAAUUCUAGACUUGGGCAAUGUGCUUACUGUCCAGUGGCCAAACCUGCCUCUCUAUAAUUCUCACAAAUCAAGUUUGAUUCUUAGUUUCGUGAAGUGACUUACUUUUAAAAGAAAUUUUAAAAGGAGUAAAGGGAAUACUCCUAUCUGCCAAAUGUAUUAAAUAUAGUUUUUGUAGAAAAAAAGUGAAUUUAUUGUAUUUCCCUUAAGAUUGUGAGGGAGUGUGUGUAGAGUAUAAUGAGCCAGCUGUUUCUUUAUAGUAGAUAUGGUCUGUAAUAAAGGAUUUCAUUAACUUCAAAACCUUUCCCCCAGGGAAUCGUUUUUCUGUUAAUCUCUUCAGGUGCUGCGCUGGUAAAUGCUACAUUAUUAUAAAUUAAUGUUGGCAUGCAUUUACAAUUAGGCAGAGUAUUGUGUAUACUUUAUAAUGGUGAAUUUAAGCUGAUUGUCCAUGUAAUGGAUUAGUGUACAGUUUUACAUAUUUGGAAACAUUUUGUAAAGUAGGUUCUAACCUCACAUAAAAUUACCUUUGAUAUUUGUGUUAAUAUUUUCAUCUGUGCCUUUUUGGGUCAUUUGAUUUCUACUAGGAUUUUCUGGUGCCUAUGAGCUGGCUAUCACCUACCUGGGAGGUGCUUAGAGGUGAAGGUACUAUUUCCAAAAGCACAUCCCUCUGACUCUACUUACCCUCAGAGUCUCAAUCUUGCCUCUUCUCCUCUGCUCUCUUUUUGAUGUCACUUAUAGUGAUGCCAUUGUUUAUAAAGAUUUAAAGAAAAGAAUCAUGCCCCCCAGUACUCCUUGACUGUGUUUCUGAUUUAUAACCAUUGCCAUGUUUGACUGUCAGAUAUUUGGCAUUUUUAUAAGAUAAUACAAGAGUAAAUUAGAAUGUGAAUUUUAAUGAUUUUUACAUAAUGAAGAUUAUGCUAGGUAGAAAUUACUAUAGAAAGUAGAUGUAUAUAAUCUUCCUUUCCUUAUACUUUGUAUGUAUUUAAAGGCAAAGAAAAUGUAAAGUAUCUGAAUAUUUCAGUCCAGAUCCGCACACAGCAAUUAUAAUAGAAAGACAAGCUUGUUUAAAAAAUAAAACAACAGAAAAACUGGGAAAAAAAUAAAAAAGGAGCUAUAGGACAUAGAAUUAGAGGCACAGUUAAAAUUUUGGCUUUGGUGUGCAUUAUUCUCAUUUUAAGUUUCGGUUUUACCCAAAGCUCAGACAAGUACUAGUAGUUUCCCAAACAGUUCUCACUGUUGAUCUUAAUUGAACAAGAGAGCAAGUAUUUGUUCUAGAAUUAAUACCUGUGGUGGUCAACAGUUCACAACUUUAUUAAUGCAUUUGAGUCAGUGCCAGCACUGUCUGUGUCUUUAGAGCAGACUUCUUGGAUCCCACUUUAUACUCAAGAGACUUAGACCCAGAUUUUAAUGUUACAUGGGGUAAUCUGAGAGAAAUGACACUGGAUUACAUAUAUUACACAGAAACCUAUGAGUAUUGUCAUUGAUAAUCUGAUAUUUUCUUGUUAGAAUGCCUUCCCUCCUUCUCACAAGUCUUAUUAAUUUUCCUGAUAAGUUACAUAGAGAAACAUUUCCUUAAAUUUGAGUUAUCUGCUAAGGAUUUAUUAGAAUGGAAACACAGCCUGAGUGACUUUAGGGGGGAAAAUCCAUGUAGAUUAUGGAAAUGCCUAGUUUCUGGUACUUGUGAUUGUACAUAUCUUUGAUCCCAGAACUCUAGAGGUGCAGGAAGAUCUUGGAUUUGAGGCCAGUAGCCAGAUCAAAGCAAGCCUGAGACCUAACAUUUGGGGAUUGAACAUUGUGGCCCAGGGUUUUGUCUCAAUGGGAAGAUUGAGAUUUGAGUCUGAAUUCUUUAAAGAAAUGAAUUUCAGAUUGAGCCCUGGGGAUUUAGAAUUUAAGUGAAGAGGCAAGUAAACUUUGAUGAAAAAGAACUCACUGCAUGGAGUUGACUACUUUAAUGUAUGACUUAUUAAGUAACUACUGUCUCUAUGUAUACAGCAUGUAAAUUUGAAGCUAUGUGAAUGUUUGUAGGUUUUCGUUUUUUUUUUCUGAAUUUUGUUUCAACUGUGUUUAGAGUGCUCUCAGUUGCCUUAUUUCAGUGAACAAAAAAAUCCAUAUUUUAUGUGGUGAACGCUUUAAAUGUGUCACUUGCAGAGUAGUGUGUAGAAAAAUGCUGGCACAAUUUUAAGUGGUUUGUGACAUUAUAUAUUAUAUAUGUACAUAUUUCUUUAUAACAUCCUUGUGUUUUGUAGUAUAAAUGUUCUGGGCAAGUUUUAAUAUUUCAAAUGCCUCUGGAUAUUCCAGCAAUAAAGGCAACAUGCUCUGCAAUAGAAUUUCUUGUUUGCCUACCUUGACACUACCAUGAUACAUAUUUGAGCAGGACUCCAUUUGAAAAUAUUACAGAAAGGGGGACUAAUAAUAAUACAUAAAUUUGUGAAUUGUGGUGAUUUCUCCUUUUGCAAGGCCAACCAUUUACCUUCCAGAUUUUGAUCCUAAGCCCUAAGAUCAAGAUUACAAAAUAUAUGUCUGAGUUUGUAGUUUAGAAUACAGACACCAUCAGCUGGUUUGGUGCUUAGACAUCAAAGACACUGUCAAAGACCAGCUCUGUGGUUUCUGCUCAUUUGUUUAAGGACACAGGUGUCAAGAGGACCAAAAUUCACUGAUUGACUUAUUCGUGUCCAGAAUUGUGAAUUUUGGCAAUAUAAGAAUAAUAAUAAUAUUAAUUUGACACCCCACAUUUGCAAAGUAGAGUAUGGGUAGUGUCAUUUUCAGAUUUUUGUCUCUCAAAUUUCUGACUUACAUAUCCAAUGAUGCAGAUUUCAAAGUUUGUAAGAACAAUUUUGUUUAAAAACAGAAACUUGCUCUUAGUUUUGUGACCUUGUGUACUUUUGAAAUAAAAUGAAGAAAGUA
Mesocricetus auratus (golden hamster) is the source of this 5522-nucleotide messenger RNA. RefSeq names its product CXADR Ig-like cell adhesion molecule (gene Cxadr). Gene Ontology annotation, cellular component: basolateral plasma membrane; intercalated disc; bicellular tight junction. Gene Ontology annotation, biological process: homotypic cell-cell adhesion. The record is from RefSeq and is a predicted model, not a curated record. Bases 136 to 1233 code for a protein of 365 amino acids. The transcript has 7 exons. Lineage: Eukaryota; Metazoa; Chordata; Mammalia; Rodentia; Cricetidae. Gene Ontology annotation, molecular function: cell adhesion molecule binding.